AUGUACACUGUAUUUAUUUUAUUAGCGAUAGUAUGUACUAUAAGUGGUCCUUAUUCAGUAAUCGCUUCUGUAGGUGAGACGGAUCUCAAUGAUUUGUCGGAACAACAGAAUUCCAUUGUUAUUAAUAAAUGUUGUGAACCAAACGAAAUCAUGGUCGACUCCGUGUGUCGCCUAGCUGAUAAUUAUAAUCAAAGUUUAUGGGUGCCUCAAUUUAAAACUGAAGAUGGUAAAGAUGCAAAAGUUGAAUAUUUUAAAUAUUUAAGUGGUGUACCAGACUGUGCUACAACACAACAAAGGCCGAUAUUUUAUUUUGGAAAAUCUGAGGAUGAGCUUAAUCUGCUCUCAGACGGUCGUAUGCGGCACCUUAUUCAUCAUGAACAUAGCUAUGACAGCAUCAAAGAUGAACAUAUGGCGACCAACAUGUAUUCAUUACAUGGAUCUAUUAUCAUACCAGAGGUUAAAGAACCAUCAUCAUAUAUUCAUGACCAGAACAAAUACUGCAUGGAUAAGAUUUUGAUGACUAGCACUAAUUUAACAGGUGAAUAUGCAUUAGUGUGUGUGCCCCAAGUAAAAAUUAACUGGAAAGAUACAAGUUUCCUUAUGAGGAAGGUUCUAAAUCCACUGUUUCAUGCAGUUGCUAUGGUGUUAUUUUUAUUGACAGCUAUAAUAUACUUUGUACUGCCUACAUUGCGUGAUCUAGCUGGAAAUAUUAUAACAAGUAUUAAUGUGUGUUUGAUUGUAAGUCAAGCUGCUGAUUUAGUAAGAAUAUUCACUGAAUUUAGUAACCACAUCAGUUUUAUGAUUACUGAUAUAAUUCUUUACAUAAGUUUACUGGGUGCAUUCUUUUGGCUAAACAGUUAUGGAUUUUAUAUUUGGAAAACAUUUAAAUCAAGGAAUGUUUUUCUGCGAGUGACCGAUGUACGCAAAUACUGCUACUAUUCGAGUGUAGUUUGGUCAGCUGUAAUUUUGAUGGCAGCCAUGGCUAUUGGUGCGCAUUUUCUGCUAGAUACCGGGACAAACCCAUACCGAAAAAUGCGCACUCAAUUCUCUUCCUCCAUUCUAGUUGAUGAUGUGGAACAGGAAACAAUUGGAUGGCUAGGUAUCGCAAUAUUUUUUACACCAGUUGCAUUCACAAUACUCUUUAAUGUUUUCUUUUAUAUUACUACUCUCAAAGUAAUAAAAAGAAUAAAUAUCUAUGGAAGGAUUCACCAUAAACUAAAAGGAUGCUUCAAUUUAUUUCUACAACUGUUUUUAAUAAUGACUACGGCAUGGUUGUUUCUUCUUUUGUCAUGGUUAAACUUUGAUGGCUUGAUUUACGCACACAUUAUAGUAAAUCUGCUACAAGCUAUUUUAGUGUUUUACGUGUGUGUCGUGCGUCAAUCACACGUAACAUUUCUGUUAAGGAAAAGUUGUUGUUACGCUGAGCCGGUACCAACUGGUGAAUGGGGUGAUGAAAUGACCCAUAUGAAUGGUGGCAACUAUUAG
Parnassius mnemosyne (clouded apollo) is the source of this 1485-nucleotide messenger RNA. The record is from the annotation of a GenBank genome assembly. NCBI's taxonomy places the organism in Eukaryota, Metazoa, Arthropoda, Insecta, Lepidoptera, Papilionidae.